Trifolium pratense (red clover) is the source of this 3123-nucleotide messenger RNA. RefSeq names its product probable cyclic nucleotide-gated ion channel 20, chloroplastic. The record is from RefSeq and is a predicted model, not a curated record. The transcript has 13 exons. Gene Ontology annotation, biological process: transmembrane transport; monoatomic ion transport. The coding region runs from base 330 to 2579 and encodes 749 amino acids. NCBI's taxonomy places the organism in Eukaryota, Viridiplantae, Streptophyta, Magnoliopsida, Fabales, Fabaceae. Gene Ontology annotation, molecular function: monoatomic ion channel activity. Gene Ontology annotation, cellular component: membrane.
CAAGGUGGUUGGAUUGGAUGCAAGGGUUUUCAUAUAAUGUUGAACGAGCCAAACAAGAAAACACAAACAUGCUUCUCAUGACUCUUGUCUUUCUUUCUUCUCAUUUGUUCACACCACUACUUCUUCGAAGUCUAUUUCUGACCCAUCUGCAUUUUUUCAACACUGACCCCACUCACCCUUUUGAAUCCUUUUCUUUCUACAUAUAUAUGUGAGAAUCCCUCCUUCUCUGGCACAAUGACUAAGUUUCCACAAUAAAAAUUCAUGCUUUAGCUUCAAAUAGCUGGUGUCACUUGUCAGCUUCAAACAGUAUUGCAGAAUUGUGAACAAACAUGGCUGAGUUUGGGAAAGAUGAAGUGCCAAUUCUCUCAGAUACUAUUCCAAAACAAUCAAAUGAACCUGAUGAUUCCAAAUUCCCGAGUCUUGUACCUAGGACGCGAAGUGUUUCGAUUUCCAUUCCAAUGAUACCUAUGGAUCCAUAUGAAAGAGAUACUAAUCUUAGAGGACACACUGGUCCUCUAAGGAGUAAAAGAAAAACACCAUUUAGUCCAAUGAGUGGUCCAUUAUAUGUUACUCAUAGACCCGAAAAUCUUUUCUGGCAGAAUAUGGUCGCGCAGAGGAGCAAUGCAGUGGAAAGUAAGACAGAAAAGUUUCCUUUAUGUAACAUUAUGAGUGGACAUGAUUUGCAGAAUAACUAUGCUGGUAAAAAUGAACAUUUAGUAAGGUCUGGUCCAUUGGGAAUGUGUAAUGAUCCAUACUGUACAACUUGUCCAACUUACUUUAAGGCUACUCAACAAAUGGAUUCGAAAAAUUCGGGUUUGUUCAAUCCUAAGAAUGCCUUCUACGGUGAUGCAAAGGAUUGGGCAAGAAGAAUUUUUGCUUUCUUGAUUCCGAAUGUACCUAGAGUUAUGAAUCCACAUAAUAAACUUGUACAACAAUGGAAUAAAUUUUUUGCAAUUUGUUGCUUGGUGGCAAUUUUUGUGGAUCCAUUAUUUUUCUUCUUGCUGUCUGUGAAUAAGGAACGUAAAUGUAUUGUUAUUGACUCGACUAUCACAACAGUGCUUAUUUUACUUAGAAGUACGAAUGAUUUCAUACAUUUCCUAAAUAUUAUUCUUCAGUUUAGGUUGGCUUAUGUAGCUCCUGAGUCUAGGGUGGUUGGUGCCGGGGAGUUGGUUGACCAUCCUAAGAAAAUUGCUCGUCAUUAUCUCCAGACAUAUUUUCUUUUUGACUUGUUUGUUGUACUUCCACUUCCUCAGAUAAUGAUAUUGUUUUUCCUACCAAAACACUUGGGAACAUCGGGCGCAAAUCAUGCGAAGAAUCUUUUGCGCGGCGCCGUCCUUGCUCAGUACAUGCCCAGAUUGUGUAGAUUUCUUCCUAUGCUAAUUUCUCCGUCAGGGUUCAUAUUUGAGUCAGCAUGGGCAAGUUUCUUCAUAAAUCUUUUUACGUUCAUGCUAUCUGGCCAUGUUGUUGGGUCAUGGUGGUAUCUCUUCGGUUUGCAGAGGGUUAAUCAAUGUCUACGAAGUGCGUGCAAGAAAACAUAUUUUCAUGAAUGCUCAAAAUUCAUUGAUUGUGGACAUGGAGGCAGUGAGUACCAUCAUCAAAAUGAAACAAAUUUGUUUAAUUGGAGGAAAAAUGAGAAUGCGAGCGCUUGUUUUACAGAAGAUUAUUUUGAAUAUGGGAUUUAUCUUAAAGCUGUUAACCUUACUACAAAACAUAAUGUGCUCACAAGAUAUGUAUAUUCAUCAUUUUGGGGAUUUCAGCAAAUUAGCACUCUAGCUGGAAAUUUGUCACCAAGCUAUUUUAUUUGGGAAGUUCUUUUUACUAUGGGAAUUAUUGGAUUAGGACUCUUGCUUUUUGCUCUUCUCAUUGGUAACAUACAAAACUUUCUUCAGGCUCUUGGAAGAAGGAGGCUAGAAAUGUCACUUAGACAACGCGAUGUUGAGCAAUGGAUGAGCCAUAGGCGCUUAGCACAAGACCUGAGAAGGAGAGUGCGACAAGCAGAACGUUAUAAUUGGGCUGCAACGAGAGGAGUGAAUGAAGAAAUACUCAUGGAGAAUUUACCAGAAGAUCUUCAGAGGGACAUCAGACGUCAUCUCUUUAAAUUUGUUAAGAAGGUUCGAAUUUUUUCCUUGAUGGAUGAGCCGAUAUUGGAUGCCAUUUGUGAGAGACUAAGACAAAAAAUAUAUAUCAAAGGAAGCAAAAUUUUGUAUGAUGGUGGCUUGGUAGAGAAAGUGGUUUUUAUUGUUCGCGGAAAAUUGGAAAGUAUUGGUGAAGAUGGAAUUAGAGUUCCUUUAUCGGAGGGCAAUGUUUGUGGUGAAGAACUUCUGACAUGGUGUCUUGAGCAUGCUUCAGGAAACAAAGGUUGUGGAAAAACAAGAAUUCCAAGACAAAGGUUGGUAAUUAGCAAUAGGACAGUAUUGUGCCUAACAAAUGUGGAGGCAUUUUCAAUUAGAGCAGCAGACCUUGAAGAAGUUACAAGUAUUUUUGCAAGAUUCUUGAGGAAUCCUGGUGUUCAAGGAGCCAUAAGCGACGCGGAUUCAGGUUGCAUGGAGAUACAAAAAGAAACGCCUUUGUCGCGCUAACACUUCACAAUCAAAUAAUGAAGCAUCAAAGUUGUAACAUCUGUGUAAGAGAAAUGAUACUUUAAUAUCACAGAUUUGAGGUCAAAUAAAGGCCUUUUGAUUUUUGCCGAUAACUCAGGCCUUUAUUUGACCUCAAAUCUGUGAUAUCAAAGUAUCAUUUCUGUGAUAUCAAAGUAUCACACACAAAGUGGAGGGACUGAGAUCAAAAGAAAUCAUCGUCGCCGAUAACUCUCACACACAAAGUGGUAGGACUGAGACUCGAACUCCAAUCACAGCAUUUGGCUUAACAAUUUCAGCAUUUCUGUCGACAAUGUCUAAUUUUUAUCAAAUUUUUUGAAGCACAAUCUUGAGAAAAGUAAAGCAGUAAUAUCCUAACUAGUCACAUAUAUUAAAUGGCUAAAUUAUAUCAUCAACUAUUCAUAAAAAAAAUGUUUAAAUUUUUAUUAGUUGUGAUGUUGUAUAAUGACUUUUUUUUAAGCUUUAACCACCGGUUUAAUCUGAUUCGGGAGUCAGUUUUGACAUCAAGUGGUUCCAGUAUCUAUUU